Scedosporium apiospermum is the source of this 897-nucleotide messenger RNA. Its product is annotated as GCY protein. NCBI's taxonomy places the organism in Eukaryota, Fungi, Ascomycota, Sordariomycetes, Microascales, Microascaceae. Gene Ontology annotation, cellular component: cytosol. The record is from RefSeq and is a predicted model, not a curated record. Bases 1 to 897 code for a protein of 298 amino acids. The transcript is spliced from 3 exons. Gene Ontology annotation, molecular function: aldose reductase (NADPH) activity.
AUGGCUCCCGUUGACCAGACCAAACGCACCUUCAAGCUCAACACCGGCGCCGAAAUCCCCGCCAUCGGCCUCGGCACCUGGCAAUCCCCCCCCAACCAAGUCUACGACGCCGUCCUCUCCGCCCUCAAGAAUGGCUACCGCCACAUCGACACCGCCUUCGCCUACGGCAACGAAACCGAAGUCGGCGCCGCCAUCCGCGACUCCGGCGUUCCCCGCUCCGAGAUCUGGGUCACCACCAAGCUCGACAACCCGUGGCACAAGCGCGUGCCCGAGGCUAUCGACGCGUCGCUGAAGAACUUGGGUCUUGAUUACGUUGAUUUGUACCUCGUGCAUUGGCCGAGCAGUACGGAUCCGGCGGACUUGAAGAAGCAUCUGGAGGGGUGGGAUUUUGUUGAUACGUGGAGGGAGAUGCAGAAGUUGGUGGGGACGGGGAAGGCGAGGAAUAUUGGGGUUUCCAAUUUUGGGAUUAGGAAUUUGGAGAGGUUGUUGAAUGAUGAGUCGUGUAAGAUCGUCCCCGCCGUCAACCAAAUCGAGCUCCAUCCCUGCAAUCCCUCCCCCAAGCUCGUCGCCUACAACACCUCCAAGGGCAUCCAUUCCACGGGCUACUCCUGCCUCGGAAGCACAAACUCCCCCCUCUACACCAACAAGACCCUCCUCGACAUCGCUGCCGCCAAGGGCCGCACGCCCCAGCAGGUCCUCCUCAUGUGGGGGCUUCAGAAGGGCUGGAGCGUCAUCCCCAAGUCCGUGUCUGAGGAUCGCAUCAAGGCUAAUUUCGAGGUCGAUGGCUGGGAGCUGACGGAGGAGGAGAUUAAGAGGCUGGAUGCUAUUCCGGAACGGUUCAAGGUUUGUGGGGAUGCUUGGUUGCCUGUCAAGGUGUUCUUUGGCGAUGAUGAGUAG